AUGCAAUAUACAACAUCUGAGGUCAAUCACCGCGAGAACCUCUGCGAUCUCCCAAAUGCUCCUAUCAUCGAUAUUGGGGAAGUGUAUGAAAAUGUAAUACGGUGGUGGUAUGCGAUACUAGCUCAACAUGAAGAUGGAAAGCCAUUGUCAAACGACCCCGCGGCGACGAAUUUCUCGCCCCCUGGCCCGUGUCUCGCAUAUAAGAUCGGUUCGCCAACUUUUGUAUAUACAACUUUAUCCUCAGACGAAGCAUUUGAUGCUCUGGCCAAGUUUGCGCUAUUGCAUAACCUGGGUAGCCAAUUCCCUAUUGCUCUUAUGACAGCCAUAACGCUCCCGACGCAUCAAUACCAUGGCUCGACUGUCCAACUGCCAUUUCCAAGAACAACGGGUGGUAAACAGCCCACGACUCCAAUGGAUGCCAUUCCAUUGAAUUGGAGCAAACAAAAGACGGGCCUCCUAUCGACGCACUUGGCUUUCCCUGGACCGGCUGUCCUCAAAGCUUCAUGGAUACUGCAGGUUCGGGACCAUACACGCAUGGAGAUCCUGAAUACAUCUCAAGGCCAGACGUAUAGCGCUUACUACACCUUCCUCAAACCGAAGAUGACGAUCUAUUGUUUGGCACUGUGCCCCAAACCCCGUGGGCACCAUGCGGCACACCCCUACCAAAGGAUUGUGCGCUUCGAGUCACUUCACACUUGA
This is a messenger RNA of Penicillium samsonianum, 699 nucleotides long. RefSeq lists its product as uncharacterized. The record is from RefSeq and is a predicted model, not a curated record. NCBI's taxonomy places the organism in Eukaryota, Fungi, Ascomycota, Eurotiomycetes, Eurotiales, Aspergillaceae. Bases 1 to 699 code for a protein of 232 amino acids. The transcript has 3 exons.